This is a messenger RNA of Necator americanus (New World hookworm), 384 nucleotides long. RefSeq lists its product as uncharacterized. The transcript has a single exon. The coding region runs from base 1 to 384 and encodes 127 amino acids. Lineage: Eukaryota; Metazoa; Nematoda; Chromadorea; Rhabditida; Ancylostomatidae. The record is from RefSeq and is a predicted model, not a curated record.
AUGGAGUUCGGGAAGGCGUGGGAGCACCAGAACCCGCGGAAAGCCUGUGCUUUACUAAAACAGUAUUGCGACAAAAUGAAAAGAUGUUCUCCUGUCCUCAACUCUGCCAAUGGAGUAGCUGUCGGUGAAGCAACCCUUCCAAUUUGGAGGGACUUCAAGGCCUUGCUGAACCGGCUAGCACCGUCAGCUCCUGAACUCGAGCACGUUCAUAGACCGACAUGUGCGGUUAACGAGGAGCCACCGACCGAGUCGGAGGUCCUGGUCUGUAUUCAGAAAAUAAAGAAUGGGAAAUCUGGUGGAGACGAUGGGAUUAGCGCAGAAAUGCUGAAAUAUCUUCCUUUGUCUGGGAUUCGUGAGAUUACGAAGAUAAUCCGUUCAAUAUGA